GACGGUAGACGCAGAGGCGCCGGCAGCGUAGAUGACGGCCACGUGACGGACGACCAUGCCCAAGGGCGGGAGCGCCAGGACGCCCCAGCAGGAAGACGGGCCCCUCAGCAGCGACAUGGUGGAGAAGCCGGCGGGGAGGAAGGACAGAGUUUCCCUGAGUAAGACCCCGAAGCCGGAGCGCAGCGAUGGCAGCAGGGAGGUGAGGGAGCGGGCGAGCAAGCGGAAGCUGCCCUUCACCGUGGGCGCCAAUGGAGAGCAGAAGGACUCGGACACAGAGAAGCAGGGUCCCGAGCGGAAGCGGAUCAAGAAGGAGCCGGUCGCCCGCAAGGCCGGGCUGCUCUUCGGGAUGGGGCUGUCGGGGAUCCGCGCCGGCUACCCCCUCUCCGAGCGCCAGCAGGUGGCGCUGCUCAUGCAGAUGACGGCCGAGGAGUCGGCCAACAGCCCAGUGGACACCACACCAAAGCACCCCUCCCAGGCGGCCGUGUGUCAGAAGGGGACGCCCAACUCCGCCUCCAAAACCAAAGACAAAGUGAACAAGCGGAACGAGCGCGGGGAGACGCGCCUGCACCGGGCGGCCAUCCGGGGGGACGCCCGGCGCAUCAAGGAGCUCAUCAGCGAGGGUGCAGACGUCAACGUCAAGGACUUCGCAGAGAGCUCCGAGGAGGAGGACGCGCCGUCGUUUGCCCCGUCCAGCUCCGUCGACGGCAACAACACAGACUCCGAGUUUGAGAAGGGCCUCAAGCACAAGGCCAAGGCCCCCGAGCCCCAGAAGGCCGCGGCGCCCGUCAAGGACGAGUACGAGUUUGACGAGGACGACGAGCAGGACAGGGUCCCCCCGGUGGACGACAAGCACCUGCUCAAGAAGGACUACAGGAAGGAGGCCAAGGCCAGCAGCUUCGUCUCCAUCCCCAAGGUGGACGUGAAGAGCUACACGAGAAACAACGCGGCCGCACCAAAGAAAGCUGCCCACCGCAUCCUGUCCGACAGCUCGGACGAGGAGGACCUGGGCGUGCCCCCGGGGGCCGGGGAGAAGCUGAGACUCCCUCACGCGCUGCUGCCCGGCGGCAAAGCACGGGAGCCCGCCGGCGCCAAGCUGCAGAAGGAGAAAACCAAGGUGAAGAAGAAGCGGAAGAAAGAAGCGAAAGGGAAGGAGGUGCGGUUCGGGAAGAGGAGCGACAAGUUCUCCUCGGAGUCGGACAGCGAGGGCCCGGACAGCGGCGCCGACGACGCGGACUCGGCGGGCAGCUCCGGCGGCCUCAGGGAGUCCCCGCUGGUGCUGAAGGACCCCUCCCUGUUCAGCCCCCUGUCCGCCGCCUCCACCUCGUCGCACGGGAGCUGCGCCGCCCAGAAGCACAACCCCGGCCUCCCGGACCCGCACGCCAAGCACUGGCGCACGGACAACUGGAAGACCAUCUCCUCGCCCGCCUGGUCCGAGGUCAGCUCCCUGUCGGACUCCACGCGGACACGGCUGACCAGCGAGUCCGACUGCCCCUCCGAGGGCUCCAGCGUGGAGUCGCUGAAGCCCGCGAGGAAGAGGCAGGAGCACAGGAAGAGGGCCGGCCUGCCCGAGAAGCGGGGCGCCGUCCACUCCAGCGUGGACGGCGCCAUCCCCAAGCUGGACAAGGAGGGCAAGGUCGUCAAGAAACACAAGAUGAAACACAAACACAAGAGCAAGGACAAGGGGCUGGGCCCCGUCGGCCAGGAGCUCAAGCUCAAGAGCUUCGGCUACGAGUACGAGGACGCCAAGCCCAGGCCCGACAAGGGCCUCCUGCUGGACAGCGAGCUGCCCGCCGAGAGCAAGCUGAGGGCGCUGAAGCACGACAGAGACCACUUCAGGAAGGAGGAGAAGCCCGGCAAGGCGAAGCCGGAGGACAAGGACUGGCUGUCCAGGGACGAGGUGGGCAAGGCCGGCCGGGACGAGAAGCCGCUGCGGAGAAGCCGGGACGCGGGCAGGGCCUUCCGGGAGGAGCGGGAGCGCGCCCUCAGGCCCGAGCGGGAGAAGCCCGCCAAGGAGAAGUCUCCCCGGGAGGAGCGGCUGCGGCUGUACCGGGAGGAGAGGAAGAGAAAGCCCAAAGACAGAGCCUCGAAGCUGGACAAGAAGAGUGACCUGAAGGAGGACCGCCCGUCCAAGGAGAAGGACAGGCUCAGGCGGGAGAAGGCCUUCCGGGACGAGCCCGCCUUCGACGAGUUCCGCGGGGCCGGCCCGUUCCUGGAGCCCGAGGACGCCAAGUUCGGCCUCUCCGACGACCAGCAGGACCGCUGGCUCUCGGACCUGUCGGACUCGUCCUUUGACUUCAGAGGCGAGGACAGCUGGGACUCGCCCGUGACGGACUACAGGGACAUCAAGGGCGACUCGGUGGCCAGGCUGAUCCUGGAGACGGUGAAGGAGGACAGCAAGGAACGCAAGCGCGAAGGCCGGGCCCGGGAGAAGCGGGAGCUCGGGGAGCGGCGGGGCGAGCGGGACGCCCUCUUCAGGAAGAAGGAGCGGGAGCUCCCGGACAGGAACCCCGAGAAGCGGCGGGAGCAGGCGGAGAAGCACAGGGGCCUGCCCGGCUGCCUCCCCGAGAAGGACCGGAAGCGCAGGGAGGGCGCCGAGGGCGGGCGCGACCGGAAGGAGGCCCUCGAGGCGGCCCGGGAGCGCAAGGACGGCAGGGCCAGGCCCGAGGAGGCCUUCAGGGAGGAGCCGCGGGAGCCGGGCGGCGACGGCCUCUUCCGGGACAGGCCCGACUGCGAGCCGGGCAAGGGCCCGGAGCCCUGGGAGCGGCACCGCCCGGCGCGCGAGCGGGAGAAGAGGGAGAAGAGCAAGGCGGAGAAGCACAGGGACAAGUCCAGCGACAAGGACAGGGCCGAGAAGGCCGGCCCGGACAAGGCCCCGAAGGACAAGGACGCCAAGGACAGGAAGGAGGCCAAGGACAAGCACAGAGACGCGCACGGCAGAGAGCGGGACAGGCGGGCCGGCCCGGAGGCGGCGCGCGAGCGGCGCGAGAAGGCUUUCGCCGGCGCCGACGACUUCUCGGAGAAGAAGGACGAGAAGAAGGGCAAGGAGAAGAGCUGGUACAUCGCGGACAUCUUCACGGACGAGAGCGAGGACGACAAGGAGGCCCUCUCGGCGGCCGGGCUCAAGGCGGCCGAGGCCGGGGAGGGGCCGCGGGCGGACGGCCUGUCCGAGCGGGAGGACGGCGACAGGCACCGGAAGGGCUCCGCCGACCGGCAGCACGCGGAGCGGCCCAAGGAGAAGGAGCCCAAGGAGCGCCGGAAGGACAAGGGGGCGGCCGAGGGGCGGGACCGGAAGGAGCGGGGCUGCGACAAGCACCGGGAGAAGCGGGACAAGGAGGCGGCCGAGAGGCACAAGGACCGGAAGGACCGGGCCGCGGCCGACGCCCCGCAGGAGAAGCGGGGCCGGCAGAAGCCCCCCGAGAAGGCGGAGCGCAAGGGCCCGGCCGAGGACAAGGCCAAGGGCCGGCACCGGGAGCACUGCCGGGAGCGCAGGGCCUCGCGGGCCGGGGAGCCGGAGCGCAGCCUGCUGGAGAGGCUGGAGGAGGCCGCGCUGCGGGAGGACCGCGAGGACUCCAACGACAAGGCCAGCGAGGCCUCCUCCGACAGCUUCCCCGACCGCGGCCCCGACCCCGCCCUGAGCGCGCUGCUCGAGGCCGCCUUCCCCGAGCCGCCCGACGAGCGGGGCCGGGAGCGGGAGCGGCUGCGGCACGCCUCGUCCUCCUCCAAGAAGAGCCACGAGCGGGAGCGCGCCCGCAGGGACCGGGCCGAGAAGAGGGACAAGGGCGAGGAGCACCGGGACCCCGGCGGCGGCAGGAGGGACCCCGGCCCCGGCCCGCACGAGAAGGACUUCCCGGACGCCGAGGCCUACGGCCUGGCCUACGGCGCCAAGGCCGAGCCGGACGAGGAGCUGGACAAGGCCGCCGAGCUGUUCGCGACCGACAGGAGGGAGAAGGGCGAGGCCGAGCGGGAGGCCGCCCGCAAGCCGGACAAGGAGCUCAAGCCCUACGGGGCCGGCGCCCUCGGGCUGCUGCGCGAGAAGCGGCGGCGGGAGGCCGGCGGGGUCUCGGAAACCCCCGGCCAGACGCCCACCCGGCCCCUGUGCACGGGCCUUUACCGGUCCGUGUCCGUGGACAGCAGGAGGACCCCCGAGGAGGAGUUCAGCGUCGGGGACAAGCUGUUCCGGCAGCAGAGCGUCCCGGCCCCGGCCAGCUACAGCUCCCCCGGGCCGCUCCUGGAGGACAAGGUCCCCGGGCCCCCGGGCGCCCCGGAGAAGUUCGCCUGCCUGUCCCCGGCGUGUUACUCGCCCGACUACGGCACCGCCUCCCCCAGGACGGACGCCCUGCACUGCCCAGCCCCCGCCGUGGUCACCGCCACGCCCUCCCCGGACGGCGCCUUCUCCACGCUGCCGGCCAAGUCCCCGCCCGCGCACAGAGACGCACUGUCGGCCCCGUCCAUGGAGGGCGCCCUCCCCCCCGACCUGGGCAUCCCCCUGGACGCCACGGAGGACCAGCAGGCCACCGCGGCCAUCAUCCCCCCCGAGCCCAGCUACCUGGAGCCCCUGGACGAGGGCCCCUUCAGCACCGUCAUCACAGAGGGGCCCGUGGAGUGGGCGCACCCUGCCGCCGAGCAGGCCCUCUCCUCUGGCCUGCUGGGGGGCGCCCCCGAGCACCCCGUCAGCUGGCCCGUGGGGCCGGACCUCCUGCUCAAGUCUCCUCAGCGGUUCCCCGAGUCCCCGAAACACUUCUGUGCCGAGGAGCCCCUCCACGCUGCUAUCCCGGGGCCCUUCGGGCCCACCGAGGCCCCUUACCCGGCCUCCCCCGUCUCCUACCCCCUGUCGGUCCCGGAGCCGGGGCUCGAGGACGUCAAGGACGACGCCGGGGUGGCGGCGGUCCCUGUCCCCAUCGCCGCCCCCGAGGAGCCCACCCCCUUCCCCGCCGCCGCCAGGCUGGAGUCCUUCUUCGGUGACUGCAAGCCGCUGCCCGAGGCGCCCCCCGACGCGCCCCCGGAGCCGGUGUGCGUGACCGCCGUGGCACAGGUGCCGGCUCUGGGGCCCCUGGAAAGCGGCUUCCUGGAGAACGGGCACGGCCUGGCCGCCCUGGGCCCCGUGGAGCCCGUGCCCUGGUCGGACGCCUUCGCCGGCCCUGAGGACGAGCUGGACCUGGGGCCCUUCUCCCUGCCUGACCUGCCUCUCCAGACCAAGGACGUCCCCGACGUGGGGGCAGAGCCCGGGGCAGGGAGUCCCCUCGGGCCCCCUGGCGGCGGCCAGCCCGAAGCUGCAGACGCGGAGCCCAAGGCCUCCCCGGAGGCCCCGAAGGCCCCCCGAGUGGAGGAGGUCCCCCAGCGCAUGACCCGCAACCGGGCCCAGAUGCUGGCCAACCAGCACAAGCAGAGCUCGCCGCCCCCGGAGAAGGAGCCGGCGCCCGCGCCCAGAGCCCGGGGCCGCGGCAGCGAGGAGGACGAGGCCCAGGCCCAGCACCCGCGCAAGCGCCGCCUGCAGCGCUCGGGCCAGCCGCUGCCCCCGCCGCUGCACACGUCCACGCAGCAGACGCGGGAGGUGAUCCAGCAGACGCUGGCCGCCAUCGUGGACGCCAUCAAGCUGGACGCCAUCGAGCCCUACCACAGCGACCGGUCGAACCCCUACUUCGAGUACCUGCAGAUCCGCAAGAAGAUCGAGGAGAAGCGGAAGAUCCUGUGCUACAUCACGCCGCAGGCGCCCCAGUGCUACGCGGAGUACGUCACCUACACGGGCUCCUACCUGCUGGACGGGAAGCCGCUCAGCAAGCUGCACAUCCCCGUGGGGGACGAGAACAAGUCUGUGCGGGACCGCUUCAACGCCCGCCAGUUCAUCUCCUGGCUGCAGGACGUGGACGACAAGUACGACCGCAUGAAGACCUGCCUGCUGAUGCGGCAGCAGCACGAGGCGGCCGCGCUCAACGCCGUGCAGAGGAUGGAGUGGCAGCUCAAGGUGCAGGAGCUCGACCCCGCCGGGCACAAGUCGCUGUGCGUGAACGAGGUGCCCUCCUUCUACGUGCCCAUGGUGGACGUCAACGACGACUUCGUGCUGCUGCCGGCCUGACCGCCCACGCCCCCAC
Molecule: messenger RNA, 6089 nt
Organism: Condylura cristata (star-nosed mole)
Lineage: Eukaryota; Metazoa; Chordata; Mammalia; Eulipotyphla; Talpidae
Gene: ANKRD11
Product: ankyrin repeat domain 11
Exons: 9
Coding region: 56-6073 (2005 amino acids)
Biological process (GO): anatomical structure morphogenesis
Cellular component (GO): nucleus
Molecular function (GO): protein binding
Source: RefSeq, a predicted model, not a curated record